CCCAGCCCCAGGGAUGCUGGAUUUUUCCAGCCGCACCAUCUUGCCUGCUCUGCUGUAAUUUAUGGAAACUGGUUUCUGAUGUGGGGCUUUUUCUGUUACCACAGGGACCCACCAACUGGAGAAGGCAAAGCUGCAGUGAGGGCAGGAGAAGGGACAGAGAGGGAGAGGUGAGGAGCAGAGGGACACGGAGGGUUUGGAGAGGACAGAAGGAGAAAAAAGCACAGAGACAGUUCAGAGAUGGGUGAGUUAUAACUAAGAGAGCAGGAAGAGAAGCAGAGAAAGGGAGAGAAGGAGACCUGUGAGGAAGGGAAAAGGAAAGGAGCUCAGAGACUGAGUCAGCCUCAGGAAGGCAAACACCAGGAGGUAAGUGCAGGGAACACCCCAGCAUACCAAGAAGGACCUGUUCUGUCUGAAUCUUCACCAUGAGCUCAAGGAAGAGCUUCUCACUGCUACUGGGGAAAGGAGACCAGGAGGAAAAGCAGAGUGAGGGUACUCCUGACCUGGAACAACGGGAGUGUGAGGUGGAGCUCAGAAGCAAAGCUAUUUUGCAUCAGAAGAGGCGCCUUAAACAGGCCAUCCAGUUUGUGCACAAGGACUCUGCUGACCUGCUGCCCCUGGAUGGCUUGACAAGGCUUGGCACCUCCAAGGAUCUGCAGCCACAUAGUGUGGUCCAGCGGCGCCUCUUGGAAGGCAAUCUGAACAAGCUGCGGGUCGAGACCAGGGUUCAGUCUGCAUGGGUUCAAUCUCCGCUGGCAAAAGACCAGGAUGAAGAGAUGGAAAAGGGAGAGGAUAGGAGAAAAGAAACUUCACCCCUGCUAAUACAGUGCCAGUGCCAAGGUCAGGCGUUGAAAGCGACUGUUAACACUGGGUGUCUACCCAAUCUCAUCUCCAAGAGAUGUUUAAGCCAGCUGGGGCUGGAAGAAGUGUCUGCCAUGGACAGUGGAGACCUCUCUCUUCCCAUCCCCAGCGUUGUUGGCCACAUAGAACAUAUGGAGUUACAAUUUGGCCAGGAGACAGUGCUAUGUUCAGCACUGGUUGUAGAUGACGAAAUGCUGGAGUUUUGCAUUGGUCUCCAGACUCUGUUGUCUCUCAAGUGUUGCAUCGACUUGGAGGAAGGAGUCCUGAGAUUUAAAGCACUGAGUCAAGAGCUGCCUUUUCUACAUGCCUCUGAAGAGCCUGGUCAGUGACUGACUGCAUUCGCCAUGUCUGGGGCUGAGGAGACUUGCAGCUAUGAGAGAGAGAUGAGGGUGAGGCUCACACGCCCCUAACCUUGCUGAGUUCUGGGCUGAGGCAUUCACUGGGAAGCAACGAAAGGGUGCUGGAAGCUGUUGUUGGUGCGAGUGCCUCACCUUGAGAGGUAUCCCUCCUUUCAGCGGACCCUCUUGCUUGUCCUCAUGUGCCACAUGGGCAUUUUGUUCUUGUUUUUCCUAUCUGUCCCAAGUCACUCCAACUUCUGCUUCUGUAUUAAAUUUGCCCUACCCUUAUUCUUACAAUACCCUCUGUUCAUGAGACAAGAAAGUCUCUGUAAACAAUCUCCAGUUGUUCUGUGGACGGGAGGGCAUUGCUUUCUCCACAAGUCUCCAAAUAUUUAUGUGAAUGUUUCCCUCCUCUUUGCCUCCAUGUGACCGGACCCCACUCCCUUCUCUUCCUGGGAAAGUCUCUGUGGCCACUCCCCUCACCUGUGUUCUGGGAAGCUGGAUUUUGUUACUUUUUGCUGGCUCGGAGCACAACAGAAGUAUUUCAUUGGAAAAACCUUGCAGCAAGAACACUCUUACAGUUUUUAAUUUUAAGAAACCUUUGCAGAAAUGCAGGGUAUAGUUGCCUAGAGUACAGUGGACACACACAGAGUCUUGGGCUUUGUCACUACAUCCUUGGCCACUAAGCCAUAUUAUAUGAAUGGCAAUGCUUAUAAUCUCUUGGUGUUAUACAUCAUAGUAACUAGACUUGCACACCCCGUUGUUCUGACCAGGCCUCUGCUUGCUGCGCUCCAUCUUCUAGAGCUCCAUUCCUGUCACCUCUGCUGCAUCAUUGGAGAUUCUGCCACUCAGUUUAAAUAUUGUGAAGAAUCACAGCACCCAGAGUCUUCUGCUCUGUCAGCUCCUUUCUUUCAACUUGAAGUCUAGUCACUGGACACAGAUACAUCAUCAGCCUCAAGUCCUGGCAUCUCAGAGGCCAUCGACUUUGCUAGUCCUGCAUGAAACAAGAACUAGACUUCCUUGCAGUAUCAACUCAGGCCAGAAAACUGUGAACUCAUCUGGGAUGACCAGGGUGUUUAUUAAGUCACUAAAUUGUUGGGUUUUUUUAAUUUUUUUUAUUCCAUAGCAGUAUGAUAGAUAGUCUAUUCUUUACUAGCUCUAGGAAAGGUGCACCAGAUCUGGGCUUGUUCCAUGCCUCAUGACUACUGAUUUGCCAUCCAAACUCUGCACCAGUGUCCCUUUGUCCACCCUUAGAAUGUCAUGACGUCUCCAUUUUGCCUAUCUUCCUGAAUUAAAUACUGCUGACUCUCUUCCUUAUCAAACCACUCAUUCUUUCUGUUGUGCUUCUCAAAUUACUUACGUAUCUAUUUUUGCUUUUUUCUGUUAGUUCUUUCCUAAAUCAGAUGCUGUAUGCUGUAGUUUAUCACAUACUGAGGGCAGCAGAGUACCACUGUUAGUGGGUGUGACUGGCAUCUGCUCCUCCUACAUCUGCCUAGUGGCUAGUGAUUUUUAUUGUUAGUCAUCAUACCUUGCAGCAUCUGAUCUGUUCCUUGGCUUCUUUGCCAUUCUGUUUGUGCAUCUGAUUAUUUCUGGUUGCAUGAACUGCUUUCCGUGAAUCUCCUGAAUGAUAUCAACAGUUCUUUCAUUUAUGUCAGGACCUAUGUCUACUCGAUGAGCCUGUCUUCCAAAGUACCAGUAAUUCCUCCUGGAUUUUUAUCCCUUGCAUGUCUGCUCGGCUUCUCAAACCCCAGGGUCUUUAAUGACAGUUUAGACUUCUACUAAACCAUAAUGUGUGUCAGCUGGAAUCUACAUAGUACCUAGGUUAACUCUGCUGAAAAAAAUUUGUUUGCUAUAGAUGAGAUACAUGUUCCUGUGUGCAGCAACAUGCCUAGUUUCUAACUCUCAUUGUCCUCUAAAAAAGGUAUGUGAAACAACAGCAAAUAAUCCGCUAAAGCUGACUGAUACCACAUCCAUUACAUCUCUUAUUAGCCAUUAACUUCUAUGAUCUAUUAAAAAGAAGACAAACCCUAAACAUUAAAGCUAACUCUAGCCCUAACUGAAACCCUAAACCCUAAUUCUAAAUCUAACCCCUAAAGCUAACCCUAACCUUAAAUCCUAACCGUUAAAUCUAACCCAAAACCUAAACCUUAAUGCUAACCCUAACCCUGACCCAUAAUCCUAAAUACAAGCCCCUAACCAUGAACACAAACUCUAAACAUAAUGCCCCAAAUCUAACCCUCUAACCUUCUUACUCUAACCACCUAACCCUAACUCAAUUCCAAAACAUAAACCUAAUCCUAAACAUGCUAACUAUAAACCCUAACCCGCAAACCUAACCCUAAUCCCUAAUCCUAACGUCUAACCACUAAACCUAUCCAUAAACUCAACCCUAACACCAACCACUAAAGAUGACCCUAACUCUAAACCUUAUGACAAACCCUAACCCCUGAAUGUUAAUCAUAAACCUAACCACCUAAAUCUAACCUGUUAACCCCCAAACUCUAACCUCAUAACCACAACCUUAAUCUCAAUUCCUAAACUUUAACAAUCACUCUAAUUCCUAACCCUAAACCAUAAUGGUAACCCUAUAUCCCUAACCCCCUAAGCCUAUCACUAAUCUUAACCCUAAACCAAACCUCUAAACCUACCACUAAUCUUAGACCUAAAUGCUAACACUAACCCUAACUCUAACCCCAAACCCUAAAGAUAACCCUUAACCCUAACAUUAAACCUAAACCUGACCCUAACACUAGACCCCUGAUCCCAACCCAAACUUUUAAAUCUAUCCCUAACCUUUAAUGUAACCCCUAAUGCUACUCUAAACUAAACCUAAUCCUAACAUAAAACCUAACGUGAAACUUUAAUGCUGACCCAAACCCCUACCCUGACCAUAACCACUAAUUCUAAUCUUUGGCCCAUAACCCUAAACACUAAACCUAACUCCCUGAAUCUAACUACCUAACUCUAUUUCACUUAUUCUAACUCCCUAAAACUAAUUUCAAAACCCAACCCUAAUCCUAAAUCUAACACUAUCUCUAACCCUAACCCCCUAAAUCUAACCCUAAUCAUAAACUUACCCCCUAAACCUAAACCACUAAAUCUAACCCCCUAACCCUAAUCUUAAAACUAACUCUAAUCCCUAAUCUCUAAAUCUGACCAUAUUCCUAACCCACUAAUCCUAACUCCUAAUGUUAUUCCUAACCCUAAUGCUAUCCCUAACUUCUAACCCUAGCCCUAACUCCAAACCUUAUAAUUUAACCUAAUCCCUAACCCUAAACCCUGAUCCCUAACUCUACACCAAAGACUAACCCUAAACCUAAGUGUAAACCCCAUCACCUAACCCUAACACUAUUUGAUAGCUUUUGUCAGUGUCCACAAAGGGUCCUGCUUUCCCUCCUGAAUGCCUGAAAGCUUUAUCCAGGCUUUGUGGAAGCUGGCCUGGGGCCUUCCAGCACAUCCCUGCAGUUUUGACAGGCUUUGCUGAUGCCCAGGCAGUCUCUGCUGCCUUCCAGAGUGUCUGACAGCUUUUGCCAGGCUUUGCUGAUACCCACAAGCAGCUGCCAAGGGAAGGCGAGGGCCACCAACAGCUUUCAGUCCUGGCGACUUCUGUGCGGGAGCCCUAGGCAGUGGGUGUGCAUUUUGGAGCUGGGCUCUGGUGAGGAUGAGGGGGUAGGUGAGGAUUAGGUGGUAGAGCAACCAUAGAGCCUCAGUGUUGGUGAGGCUGUGAAGGGUCUGCCGAUGGAAAGGGAUGGCCACGAACAGCUUUUGGUCCUGGCCACUUCUGUCUGGGAGCCAGGGUGUCCAUUCUGGAGCUGUGCUCUGGCUAGGGUGAAGGUGUUGGUGACUGGGAGUCUUCACAGAAUGUUAGGGAUUGGAAGGGACCUCGAAAGAUUAUCCAGUUCAAUCUCCCUGCUAGAGCAGGCACACCUAGAUGAGGUUAUACAGGAAAGCGUCCAGGCUGGUUUUGAAUGUCUCCAGAGAAGGAGACGCCACAACCUCCCUGGGCAGCCUGGUCCAGGCUCUGUCACCCUCACUGAGAAGAAGUUUCUUCUCAUAUUUAAGUGGAACCUCCUGUGUUCCAGUUUGUACCCAUUGCCCCUUGUCCUAUUGUUGGUUGUCACCAAGAAGAGCCUGGCUCCAUCCUCGUGACACUCACCCUUUAUAUAUUUAUAAAUGUUAAUGAGGUCACCCCUCAGUCUCCUCUUCUCCAAACUAAAGAGACCCAGCUCCCUCAGCCUUUCCUCAUAAGGGAGAUGCUCCACUCCCUUAAUCAUCUUUGUUGCCCUAUGCUGGACUCUCUCCAGCAGUUCCCUGUCCUGUAACUGAGGGGCCCAGAACUGGACACAAUAUUCCAGAUGCGGUCUCACCAGGGCAGAGUAGAUGGGCAGGAGAACCUCUCUCGACCAGCUAACCACUCUAAUACACCGCAGGAUGCCAUUGGCCUUCUUGGCCACAAGGGCACAGAGCUGGCUCAUGGUCAUCUUGCUGUCCACCAGGAUCCUCAGGUCCCUUUUCCCUACACUGCUCUCUAACAGGUCAUUCCCCAACUUAUACUGGAACCUGGGGUUGUUCCUACCCAGAUGCAAGACUCUACACUUUCUCUUGUUAUAUUUCAUUAAAUUUUUCACUGCCCAACUCUCCAGCCUGUCCAGCUCUCGCUGGAUGGCAGCACAGCCUCCUGGCGUGUCAGCCACUCCUCCCAGUUUGGUGUCAUCAGCAAACUUGCUGACAGUCACUCUAUUCCCUCAACCAAGUCAUUGAAUAGUACUGGUCCCAGUACCGACCCUUGAGGCACUCCCCCAGAUACAGACCUCCAACUAGACUCUGCCCCGUUGAUCACGACUCUCUGGCUUCUUUCCUUCAGCCAGUUCACAGUCCACCUCACUACCCGAUCAUCCAGGCCACGCUUCCUCAGUUUAGCUGCAAGGAUGCUGUGGCAGAUGGUGUCAAAUGCUUUACUAAAAUCAAGACAGACCACAUCCACUGUUUUGCCAUAAUCUAUCCACCUGGUUAUGUCCUCAUAAAAGGCUAUGAAAUUGGUCAAGCAUGACUUCCCCUUGGUGAAGCCAUGUUGACUGCCCCUAAUGACCCCCUUAUCCUUGAAAUGCUCCACGGCAGGAGCUGCAGCUCUAGCUACAGGAAAGCAGUGAGCCUGGGCAAGAAGAGUAAUAGGUGAGACUGAUGGUUGACACUAGUAAAUGCCUUGGGGCACUGAAAGACAAGAAUUACACAGUCGGGUUGGGGGGGGUGAGGGGGCAGGGCCCUUAAAGAGGUACUUUCAACUGGGCAAACAUUUUAUUUUAUUUUUAAACUAGCCAGACACAUGAACUUUAGCAAUUGCAUGUUAUUUUAAAAUAGUACCUGUAAAAACAUAUUCUAUAACCAGCAGUCAGGGUCCCACUCAUGAAUUCAAAAAUGUCCAGUAAGAGAAAGACUGAUGCAGAAGGAAGGGAAUUUAAUGAUGGGAAAGCGAAUACAUGUUUGUGUUUCAAGGAGAAAAAACAGUAUGUCUUUUGUGUUGAGACAGUGUUUGUGAUUAAGGAGCACAAUGCGCAUAACCGAGGGGCAAACACAAGGCCUGUGGGUCGAAUCUUAAAAUUACAUUCAGCCCUUCAUGUCGCAUUUGAGAUGGACAAGCGACAUAGACCAAGUUCUUCUGAGAUGUAAAUAGAUCUACCAUUUAUUGCUACAAGUGCACUUUAUAUAGUCUUUACCAGUUCACAUGUCUUUUUACUAUUGGCUACAAGUUACAUCAGUAACAUCUCAUUGGCUGAUUUUGCUGUCAUCGAUAUUACUCUUUAACUCCCUUCUUUCUCACGAAUACACCUUAAUAUCUUCAGACACUCCUUUACUCCCAUCCUUCUCACGGGUACCUCCCUUCUUUCUCACGGGUACACCUUAAUAUCUUCAAGGCUGUUCUCUGUUCCCACACCCCCUUUCAGGGAAUCCAUGGACCUGCCAUAGUUUCCCACAACUCCCCCUUUGUGUAUUUGUGCUAAAAAAAUUGCCUUCCUUGUCUGAUGCAGGGCCCUUUGCAGCAGAGAAAUCAUGCAUGGCAACAUUAGUAACACAAUCACAACCAUCAUCAAAACAAUCAGUCCCGUUUUCACUACUGAUAACAACCACUGGAAAUCCCCAACCACUAAACAAUUUAUUUAACCAAUCCCAUCCAUCAUCAGCUUGCAACUUUUGUAAUCCCUCUUUCCAUAAUUGUAUACUUUUAUGAAUUGAUUCAGAAUGAUCAGACAAGUUCAUAGAGCACAUACCAUCAAAUUCUUCACACCCAUGUCCUUGAGCUAACAACAAAAACUCUAUUGUGGCUCUAUUCUGCAGUGUAGCAUGUCUUACAGAAUCUACAUCUAACAAAAGUCCACUUAAAGCCUUAAAAGUUCUGUUAGGUUGCUUAGCUAGCCAGCAUCCUAAUUUUUCUAAAGUAUUUAAAGCUUUAGCUGUGCCAACUCCAGGUACAAGAGAUCCUACAACCCUUAACCCUGAUUCCCAAAGAUCUACAUUAUCAUUACAUUUUGACUCAUAUACAUGCAAAAAGCAUUUUUCCUGUCUUGCUCUUCUGUGAUCUAUUAUCAUAGAUACAUUGGGUGUUAAGAGAGUUAAUCGUCCCAAACUACACGGUCCUUCAACAGCAUUAGAAGGAAUUCCUAGCCAGGCUUUAUCUCUGCAGAUCAAGAAUACACCAUAUGGAAGUUUUCAGGGUCACCAUCCCACAUUGUUAACAGCACCUCUUGGAUUCUUCUGCGAGGCAUUACACCACUGAAUUUCAUUUCUAUAGUGACCAAGGGUAGCAUUAACAUUUUGCAGUUUUAUCCAUUCAUGCUCUUGCAUAUUGUUCUGACACUUUGCCCAAACCAGUUGGAUACAAGUGUCCAUAGGCACAGAUCCCAGCAAUUCCAGUUCCUGUGGUUCAAUAUCUGCUUCUGGGAGGCAACUAAUUCAAAGUGCCAUGUUGAUAUUAUUACAGUUUGUUGCAAUGCCUUUGCACCAAUCACUAUUUUGCAACAAUUGUGUGAUGCUGCUGUAGUCAUCAGGGGGGAUGCCAACCAAACACGUGGAACAGAUUUUCUGGAGAUGCCAUAGCUAGGCAUACGGAGUCGUGGCCAGCCAUGUUUGCUAAAGUAAUCCACAUGUUAGUCUUUUCUGUGCAGGCAUCCAAAACGCAGCAGCUGCAGCAAUCAUCAUUAGGAAGGCAACACAGGUUUCACAUUUUGCACAGGCAACCAUUGCGGCGCUUGAUCUGUAGAAACACAAGCAUAGCCUCUCCCCCAGGUUAAUAACUCAUGUGGACCCAUCCAUUGUCUCUUGGGCAAAUCCCUUAUCAACACUUUUACCCCUGGACCCACUCUCUCCUGAGCCACUAAAGAGGAAAAAUGACAUAGAAUGGGUGGUGUCUGGGCAUCAUCAAAAACCUGCAAAAAAUUUAAAACAUCCAUGGCUUUAGCCAAGCGUGCAUCAGGUGGCUCACCCAACAUUCCCCCUUUUUGUUUUUGGAGAAAAUGCUUGAGUGUUCCAUGGGCAUGCUCCACAAUGCCUUGCCCUGUAGGAGAAUGGGGAAUACCUGUAACAUGAGAUACCACCCAAAGCUGUAGAAAUGAAGCAACUUUGUGGGACACAUAUCCUGAACCAUAUCUGUUUUUACCUGCUGUGGAACACCCAAAAAAGAGAACGCACGCUGCCAAUGGCGUAUGACAUCUCGUGCAGUCUCUCCAGUAUAAGCAGUGGCAAUUAAGGUAUCUAUAGAGAAAUGAACAUUCUUUAACUGCCCAAAUUCAGAUAUAUGUGUAACAUCAGUCUGCCAAAUUUGCAGAGUUCAAAGGCCAUGAGGAUUGGUGCCAUAAUAAGUAGGAAUAUGCUGACCUUGACAAUCAGGGCAUGCAGCAACAAUGGUAUGUGCCUCAGAAUUUGGGAUGCCAAAUUGUCGUCUCAAAGCACGGUAGCCUUGAUAAUAGAAAUUAUGCUUAACAUCAGGAACAGGUCCCAAAGCCACCACUGAAAAUAGAGAAUCUGCUUUCACAUUCCCCUCUCCUAUGAAGCCUGGCAAUAUGGUAUGACUUUUAACAUGCGUGACAUAAUAUUAAUAACGAUGCUUCUGAAUUUCUAGCCAUAACAGUUUUAAAAUACCAAAUAGCUUUUCAUUAGACACGUGUCCCAAUACAGCUUUAUCCAACUGUUGUAUAAAAGCCUGGCCACAUAAGCAGAGUCUCUUAAAAUAUUCACAGGGCCAGGAAAGGCCCAAACCACUAUGGUCAUUGCUCUAAGUUCAACCACUGGCAGUGACCCCUCCUGAUAUUCUAUGUGAUGCUGCCAUUGUGACCCAUCCUUCCAAACAAUGGCUGCCUUGCCUGUUCUUCCUGAUCUGUCUGUAAACACUGUAGGUCCAUUUACUGGGCUAGAUUGAUUCAAUUGCUUCUGAGAAAAUUUCAUGUGACUCCCUAAUUUAAUCACUGGAUGUGAGGGCAAAUGGUAACUGAUUUGACCCGUAUAAUUCAUCAUAGCUGCUUGUAGCGCAGAACUAUUAGCCACCAUUCGAAAUAAUGACUCUGUACAGGAAGCACAAUAAUUUCUGAGUCUCUUGCCAUUAAUUCCAUGCAACGUGAUCUGAUUUUAAUAAUCACCUGAGCAACCAGUUCAAAAAGGCCUGGGGCUGCCUUUUUAAAUUUGGCUGGCAAAAAGACACACUCUAAAAUAUGUAAAGGAUCUCCCCACUUCUCAUGCCAUUGUGCAAUCAUGGCAAAAGGUAUGCAUUGAUCAAUUAAAACAAUUGCUUGUAUAAGUACUGUCAAAUCAAUUCUCCAUACAUGUUUGUUACUGAUUACUUGUUCAAUUUCUGCAAUUACCUUCUGUGUUUCUGCUGUCAGAGUACGUGGGGCAGAAAUGUCAGUGUCUCCUCACAAUAGGUCGAACAAAGGUUGCAACUGAGAAGAGAGGAUUCCUACAUAUGGUCUCACCCAAUUAAUCAGUCCUGCCAAUUUUUGUACGUCAUUCAGUGUCUUUAAUUUCACUUGCAACUUUAUGGGUUGUGGUGUCACCGUCUGAUCUAAAACUUUCAUGCCCAAAUAAAGCCAUGGCUGUUGUUGUUGCACCUGAGAAGGUGCAACAACCAGCCCAUACUGAUUCAAUGA
Messenger RNA from Columba livia (rock pigeon), 10330 nucleotides. It is a transcript of the gene NRIP2, whose product is annotated as nuclear receptor interacting protein 2. The coding region runs from base 423 to 1187 and encodes 254 amino acids. NCBI's taxonomy places the organism in Eukaryota, Metazoa, Chordata, Aves, Columbiformes, Columbidae. Gene Ontology annotation, molecular function: aspartic-type endopeptidase activity. Gene Ontology annotation, biological process: proteolysis. The record is from RefSeq and is a predicted model, not a curated record. The transcript is spliced from 6 exons.